UGAAAAUUCAAUUGGCGGGUAUCGGUAUCGAGUGACGACCCUGUCUGACACAUAAAGACGCCGUGCAUCGCCUAUCGACCGGUGGCAUCUCUAGUGCCAGAAUGUGGCAAUUUGAAAACAAAAACGCAACUAAAAUGAAAACGUCUGACAAUGAAAUGCCCGACAAGGACGAAAGCUUCCGUAAACAUUCUUUGUCGCCGCGUUCCAUAUCCGCGAUAUUCUUCCACAGCACUGGUCAGCGUCUGGACGACGAAGUAGCACAGUGGCUGUCCUUUAAUGUUAAGGAAGACAUUAAAAAUCUGCUAAACGAGGCGGGAAAAUACAUGCGGCGCAUCCGGGAUCGCAGAUUGCAACUGUCUCACAUCCAGCAUGCUGUCCGAAUGCACGACGACCUCUGCCACGACAUAUUUUUCAGGCUGGUCCAUUGCGACGAUUGCACAAUGCGUCCUGCAAAAAAUGUAUUAAAAACCGUCCGCGAAGCUGUAACCACCGCAAAAGGGGACGAACCUCUCGUGUUCUGCCCGGAAUCCGUGCAGGAGUCUGUGCAGGAAUCCGUGUCGGAGAUUUCUCUGGAGCCGCCUCCCUUGCACUCCGGCUGGAUGAAGGUGGAGCAGGUGCUGCUAAAGCCCUGCAAGCGCUAUCCGCUGAGCAUGGAACAGCAGAACUUCUUCGAGUUGGUAACCGAGGCCUGCGUAGGCGACUUGGAAUCCAGGCGCGUGCGGGCUCUCAAAGCCCUCUCCACUGAUCCCUCGCUGGAGGACUUGCUGCCCAGGCUGACCAAGUUUAUCGCAGACGCAGUGGCUAUCAACAUGGCCCAGCAGAACCUGUCGCUGCUCCUUUACCUUAUGCGCAUGGUCCAAGCUCUUUUGAAAAACCAGCGCUUCAGCUUAUUGCAAUAUCUCCACCUGCUCCUGCCUGCCGUGCUAUCCUGCCUGCUGGCCAAACAAGUGUGCGCAUCUCCUGACUUGGAGGAUCACUGGGCCUUAAGGGAAUACUCCGGAAACAUAAUUUCCCAAAUAGUGCGCCAGUUCGACGCUGCCGGCAACGGCAUCCUGCCCAGACUCAUUGGUGUUUACAAGAAGGCGCUAUCGAAGAAGUCACUGACGACGGUGUUUGGGGCAGUCCUUGGCCUGGGAAAGAUGGGGAGUCAUGUGGUGCGCGCAUGCAUUUUGCCUCAACUGAAGUACCUAUCUGAACACAUCGAUUCGCUCUUGGCCGCCAGUAAUGACUCUCCCAGCUCCAGCGUAGACAGACAAGCAGUUAAGUACAUUCGCCAUCGGUUGGUGAAGAUGUGCUCUCCGGUGCUGGCGGGCAUACAUGAACCCCCUGAUCUGCCGGAAGAGUAUAUGGAGAGAUAUGGAUCUUUGGGCACGCUGAUGUGCGAUGGCGUCAUCGUGACGCGUACGAAGAAACAAGCAGAGGCUGCAGCCAAGGCGGAAGCAGAACUGAAGUUGAAAAACAUGGCUGCAGAACACCUUAACUCCAAAGAGGAAGCUCAAUCCGUGGGCUCCAACGAUCUUGUCUCUGGCACCCAGAUGCCCAAGAAUGGUGUUCGUUCCGCAAGCCAAGCAUCCCAAUCUGUCUAUUCCAUUUCUGUGAAUGGACAGACCGUCACGAUUUCGACGCCAAAUCCUUGCAAUACAAUGCUUCAGCAUCAAGCGCAGGACCCAGUUUCCAAACCAUCGGACUCCGUGGUUCCGCAAUCAGUGGUUAAUCAAUUCAAAAACGGCUUAAUCCCGUCCACUUCCCUUCGAUCAAGUUCGCCGGCUAUGAACAUGACACAUUUGAAGCCCAACAACGACCAUCCUUCGAAAAUGGCUAUUUUCCUACGUCAAGCAAUGACGGCAGAAUAUCCAAUAAUUACUUAAUACAAUAACCUAUCUCUGUAAGAAAUACGCAUAGCAUUAAAAUAAUACACUUUUUAUAUGA
This is a messenger RNA of Drosophila simulans, 1929 nucleotides long. It is a transcript of the gene mia, whose product is annotated as transcription initiation factor TFIID subunit 6. Gene Ontology annotation, cellular component: SAGA complex; transcription factor TFIID complex; SLIK (SAGA-like) complex. NCBI's taxonomy places the organism in Eukaryota, Metazoa, Arthropoda, Insecta, Diptera, Drosophilidae. Bases 102 to 1868 code for a protein of 588 amino acids. The transcript has 3 exons. The record is from RefSeq and is a predicted model, not a curated record. Gene Ontology annotation, molecular function: transcription coactivator activity; RNA polymerase II general transcription initiation factor activity; protein heterodimerization activity. Gene Ontology annotation, biological process: RNA polymerase II preinitiation complex assembly; transcription initiation at RNA polymerase II promoter.